GAGCUUGAGUGAAACUUGAGUCGCUAGUGUGUUGCUGUAGGAAAGUGAGGCAGACUGAAGUGGACACGGUUGUGGGGGUGGGGAACUGAACCAAUCGCACUGGUGGAAAAUCUUGAGGAAAACUCGGCAGGACCGCUCCGGAAAUACCCCAUAUUGCUGCUACAGAUUUUUCUCGGUUUUAAGUUUUAUUACUCGCCGACGAUCAGGAAGCUGUGCAGGCUGCGGUUUGAGAAAGGAUCAUGGCUUCCCAGGCUGACCUGAUGGAGCUGGACAUGGCCAUGGAGCCCGACCGUAAGGCAGCAGUGAGCCACUGGCAGCAGCAGUCCUACCUGGACUCUGGCAUCCACUCUGGGGCCACCACCACCGCCCCUUCCCUCAGCGGCAAGGGCAACCCAGAGGAGGAGGAUGUGGACAACCAGGUGCUGUACGAGUGGGAGCAGGGCUUCUCCCAGUCCUUCUCUCAAGACCAGGUGGCAGACAUAGACGGGCAGUACGCCAUGACGCGUGCCCAGCGCGUGCGGGCGGCCAUGUUCCCCGAGACCCUGGACGAGGGCAUGCAGAUCCCGACCACGCAGUUCGACGGCGCCCACCCCACCAACGUGCAGCGCCUGGCCGAGCCAUCCCAGAUGCUGAAGCACGCCGUGGUGAACCUGAUCAACUACCAGGACGACGCCGAGCUGGCCACGCGAGCCAUCCCAGAGCUCACAAAGCUGCUCAACGACGAGGACCAGGUGGUGGUGAACAAGGCGGCGGUGAUGGUGCACCAGCUGUCGAAGAAGGAGGCGUCGCGCCACGCCAUCAUGCGCUCGCCGCAGAUGGUGUCGGCCAUCGUGCGCACUAUGCAGAACACCAACGACGUGGAGACGGCCCGCUGCACGGCCGGCACCCUGCACAACCUGUCCCACCACAGAGAGGGCCUGCUCGCCAUCUUCAAGUCCGGGGGCAUCCCCGCCCUGGUCAAGAUGCUGGGGUCUCCAGUGGACUCUGUGCUGUUCUACGCCAUCACCACCCUCCACAACCUGCUGCUGCACCAGGAGGGGGCCAAGAUGGCGGUGCGCCUGGCCGGGGGCCUGCAGAAGAUGGUGGCACUGCUCAACAAGACCAACGUCAAGUUCCUGGCCAUCACCACAGACUGCCUGCAGAUCCUGGCCUACGGCAACCAGGAGAGCAAGCUGAUCAUCCUGGCCAGCGGAGGGCCCCAGGCUCUGGUCAACAUCAUGAGGACCUACACAUACGAGAAGCUGCUGUGGACCACCAGCAGAGUGCUCAAGGUCCUGUCGGUGUGCUCCAGCAACAAGCCUGCCAUCGUCGAGGCUGGUGGCAUGCAGGCCCUGGGACUCCACCUGAACGACCCCAGCCAGAGACUGGUCCAGAACUGCCUGUGGACCCUCAGGAACCUAUCAGAUGCUGCCACCAAACAGAGCUUGGCCUUAGCUGAAGUAGAUGUGAUGCAGGAGGGCAUGGAGGGGCUGCUCGGCACGCUGGUGCAGCUCCUGGGCAGCGACGACAUCAACGUGGUGACGUGCGCGGCCGGCAUCCUGUCCAACCUCACGUGCAACAACUACAAGAACAAGAUGAUGGUGUGCCAGGUGGGCGGCAUCGAGGCGCUGGUGCGCACCGUGCUGCGGGCCGGCGACCGCGAGGACAUCACGGAGCCCGCCAUCUGUGCCCUGCGCCACCUCACCUCGCGCCACCAGGACGCCGAGAUGGCCCAGAACGCCGUGCGCCUGCACUACGGCCUGCCCGUGGUGGUGAAGCUGCUGCACCCGCCCUCGCACUGGCCCCUCAUCAAGGCCACAGUAGGUCUGAUCCGCAACUUGGCGCUGUGCCCGGCCAACCACGCCCCUCUGAGGGAGCAGGGGGCCAUCCCCAGGCUGGUCCAGCUGCUGGUCCGAGCCCACCAGGACACACAGAGACGCACCUCCAUGGGAGGCACGCAACAGCAGUUCGUGGAGGGAGUUCGUAUGGAGGAAAUAGUGGAGGGCUGCACUGGAGCGCUGCACAUCCUGGCCAGAGACGUCCACAACAGAAUUGUCAUCAGAGGACUCAACACCAUUCCACUCUUUGUACAGCUGCUGUACUCGCCCAUAGAGAACAUCCAGCGCGUGGCGGCCGGCGUGCUGUGUGAGCUGGCCCAGGACAAGGAGGCGGCCGAGGCCAUCGAGGCCGAGGGAGCCACUGCCCCCCUCACAGAGCUGCUGCACUCCAGGAACGAGGGCGUGGCCACCUACGCUGCUGCCGUGCUGUUCCGUAUGUCCGAGGACAAGCCCCAGGACUACAAGAAACGCCUCUCUGUGGAGCUCACCAGCUCCCUCUUCAGAACGGAGCCCAUGACCUGGAACGAGACUGGAGACCUGGGUCUGGACAUCGGUGCUCAGGGAGAGCCCCUGGGCUACCGCCAGGAAGACCCCAGCUACCGCUCCUUCCACUCUGGAGGCUACGGCCAGGACUCGCUGGGCAUGGACCCCAUGAUGGAGCAUGACAUGGGGCAGCACCACCCCGGGCCUGACUACCCCGUGGACGGCUUGCCUGACCUGGGCCACGCCCAGGAUCUGAUUGACGGCCUGCCCCCCGGAGACAGCAACCAGCUGGCGUGGUUUGAUACGGACUUGUAAAUAACCCCCCCUACCUUUCUAGCUGUAUAGUCUGAUCUGAAUGAACCUGCAUUGUGAUUUGGCCUGAAGAGUUGCUGAGAGGAAGGGUGGGGAGGUGGGCGUGGAUCUCAGAAAGUGCCUGACACACACACACUACUACAAGCUGAGGUUUCCAUGGGAACCGGAGGAGGACAAAACGUUGUUUCUGGUCUCUGUCGGAGUUGAAACCCGCUAAAAGGAAUUCCCAGAGUGGCUCACUCAAAAGAUGGAAGAAGGCUCACGAAGUGGAUCUCGGAGAUGGAAUUUUAAAAAACCCCUUUGUCUGUAUUUUUUUACAUUUUUUUUAAUUUUUAUUAUGAUUCUUCAGUCUGUAAUGGUGACUGAUUUAGCCUGCUUUAUUAUACUCAUCUCCUUUUUUGCAGUAAUUUGUACCUUUUUAGUCUCUCGUAGUGUUAAGUUAUAGUGGUAAUGCUCCAUCAAUUAAGAUUUUAUCAAGUUAUGGUGUAGAACACUAAUUAAUCAGUUGAAUUGUAUUCUGAUCAAGUGUAACAUUGUGUAGCUUUUGUAUAAAAAAAAAACCAAGAAUUGGAAAACGGUCCAAAUAUCAACUAUUUUCUUGCUUUAACGAGGGUGCACUGUUCUAGUGACACAACAGUUCCAAAGGGUAUGUUCUUGGUGGGGGGCAGAGGUGAUUAUUAUGGUCUGUCUUUUUUGAUGGUAGCUGUCGAGGGUUGUGAAAAGAUUUCCCUUAUUAUUGUAGCCUGCUGUGCUUAUUGGAGACAUGGUUAUGACAUGGCUAAACAAUAAAAUGGACUUUAAUUUCA
Molecule: messenger RNA, 3418 nt
Organism: Osmerus eperlanus (European smelt)
Lineage: Eukaryota; Metazoa; Chordata; Actinopteri; Osmeriformes; Osmeridae
Gene: ctnnb1
Product: catenin (cadherin-associated protein), beta 1
Exons: 17
Coding region: 240-2615 (791 amino acids)
Biological process (GO): cell-cell adhesion; positive regulation of transcription by RNA polymerase II; canonical Wnt signaling pathway
Cellular component (GO): nucleus; cytoplasm; catenin complex
Molecular function (GO): nuclear receptor binding; transcription coactivator activity; cadherin binding
Source: RefSeq, a predicted model, not a curated record